AUGUUAUUGAUGUCUUGCUGAGGAGGAGUUGGUCCUGAUUUUAGUUUUCCAGAACGCGCCCGUCUCUUGCACAAGCCGCGUCUCGAGGCAGAGGCUGCUCGCGCGUCACCAGCGCGCGAGAGGAUGUGCGCGCCUUCCUGAGGGAGACGGAAAAUCGGGUUUAACUUGGGAUUUAACUCGUGUAUUGUGUUAUUUGGGAUAUAUAUUAUUAAACGCGAUAUUCUUAAUCGAAUGGAUGCUGGAAUGAUGCCUCUCCGUGUCGGGAUUUCCUCUCUGUGCCUCUUUGUAGCGGUGAUGAGCUGUGUGAUACACGCCAGCUUCUCCCUGCCUCAUUACGGAGACGCCUUGGUAAAGACGAGGGCUCGGCGUGAUGACGCCAGGUUCCUCGGGAGAGAGAACACGGUACCGGUCCGGUUGGUGUACCGAAUGGACGGAGACCGUCAGGCCGCUCAUGAUGUUCUCAACACACGGGUUCGAGCGAGCUCUGACAGUAAACAGAACCACAUGACACAGGCUAGCUUCCAGGUGCAGGCCUUCGGAAAGACCUUCAUUUUAAAUGUGGAACUGAACCAUGAUCUUCUAUCAUCAAAUUACAUUGAGAGGCACAUAUCAGAGGAGGGGAAUGCAGUUGUCAACAAAGGUGGAGAACACUGUUAUUACCACGGGAAAGUACAUGAUAUUCCGAAGUCAUAUGUGGCUCUUUCAACAUGCCAUGGAUUACAUGGGAUGUUCUUUGAUGGGAACCACACAUACAUGAUCGAACCAGGAGGAGAGAACACAACAAGUGAGGAGGUUCAUGUGCACAUGAUUUAUCAGUCUCCUGGUUUAGACCCCCCAGAGGACUUCAUUUCUGCAGUUCAUCUGACAGAGUCACCGUUCCAGAACCCUCCACAGUCCAGUGCUACCCACAGACGGAAAAAGAGACAGAUAUCACAAAAUCCACGGAGUGUUGCAGAUGAGACCAAAUAUAUAGAGCUGAUGGUCAUAAAUGAUCAUUUGAUGUACAAGAAACAUCGCCUUUCCGUUGGACAGACAAAUAACUACGCUAAAUCUGUUGUGAAUAUGGCUGAUCUGUACUUCAAAGAGCAACUCAACACUAGAAUUGUCCUGGUUGCGAUGGAAACGUGGGCUGUGGACAAUAGGUUUAACAUCAACGACGAUCCCAUGGUGACAUUACGAGAGUUUAUGAAGUACAGAAGAGACUUUAUUAAAGAAAAGUGUGACUCCGUUCACCUUUUUUCGGGCAACCGUUUUCAUAGCAACUGGGGAGGAGCCUCAUACAUGGGCGGAGUCUGCUCACUCACUAAAGGAGGCGGAGUCAAUGAGUAUGGAAAGACUGAAGAAAUGGCCAUAACUCUUGCCCAGUCACUGGGACAAAAUAUCGGCAUCUUUUCUGAUAAAAAACGCAUUUUAAAUGGGGAGUGCAAGUGUGAAGAUAAAUGGUCUGGCUGCAUAAUGGAUGAUGUUGGCUUCUACUUGCCCAAGAGAUUUUCUGACUGUAAUGUGGAAGAGUAUCAUGAUUUCCUGAACAGUGGAGGUGGUGCGUGUCUCUUCAACAAACCAUCGAAGCUCUUGGAUCCUCCAGAGUGCGGAAAUGGUUUUGUGGAGGCAGGAGAGGAGUGUGACUGUGGAAGCCCAGCUGAGUGUGCUAGAGAAGGAGAGAACUGCUGCAAGAAAUGUAUGUUGACUCAGGGAGCCAAAUGCAGUGAUGGUCUCUGUUGUAAGAACUGCCAGCUGGAGUUUAUGGGUGUACUUUGUCGUGAGGCUGUCAAUGAUUGUGACAUACCGGAAAUGUGCACUGGGAACUCCAGCCAGUGUCCUCCAAACCUGCACAAGAUGGAUGGGUACACAUGUGAGAAAGAUCAAGGAAGAUGUUUCAAUGGCAGGUGCAAAACCAAGGACAGACAGUGCAAAUACCUCUGGGGAGAGAAAGCAACAUCGGCUGAUAAGUUUUGCUAUGAGAAGCUCAACAUUGAGGGCACAGAGAAGGGCAACUGUGGACGGGACAGAGACACCUGGAUUCAGUGCAAAAAACAGGAUGUACACUGUGGAUACCUGCUGUGCUCCAACAUUUCUCCUGCACCCAGACUAGGAGAGUUACAGGGAGGAUUGACAUCUUUCUCUGUGGCACAGCACAGCGCCUCUCUGGACUGCAGUGGAGGGCAUGUGCUGAUUGACGGCGACACUGAUUUGGGAUACGUAGAGGAUGGAACGGCGUGUGGGACUGAUCGCAUCUGCUUUAAUCACAAAUGCCUCCAAGUGCAGGAAUUCAAUUUCAGCACGUGCCCUGGCACCAAUGAAAGGGUGAUCUGCUCCGGACAUGGGGUGUGCAGUAAUGAGCUCAGGUGUGUGUGUGACCUGGGCUGGGCAGGUGAGGACUGUAACUCCACCUCUCCUCUGAGUUCCCUGCUGGUGCGACCUACAGCCAAAACAUCAGGAAUCAUCACUACUAACAUCAUCAUCGGGGCCAUUGCGGGCUCUAUCCUGGUCCUUGCACUGAUUCUAGGCAUUUCUGCAUGGGGAUACAAGAGCUACAGACAGCGUCAGUAUGUUGAGUCUGAAGUACACAGAAGAUUCUGUCGUCAAAUGCCUCCGGGUGAUUACGUGAAGAAGCCUGGAGACGGUGAUUCCCUGUACAGUGACAUGCCGCAGGGCGUGAGCUCAAACUCCGGCAGCAGCUCCAAGAAGAGGUCUGCUUACCUGUCUCAUCUCCAGAUCAACACCUGCUCUUUCACCCCCUCAAUCCCUUCCAUCAGCCAAAACAUCUGUCUGUUCGGCUUCAGAUCUAAUGGUCUUUCUCACUCCUGGAGUGAAAGAAUCCCAGAUGCCAAGCACAUCUCUGACGUCUGUGAAAAUGGAAGACCCAGGAGCAACUCAUGGCAAGGAAACGUCACAGGUACCCGUAAGAAGCUCAAGGGAAAGAAGUUCCGUCCUCGCUCCAACUCCACAGAGUAUUUAACCCCUUGCGUCAAAUCAGAGUAUUAUGUAACUAAAUGGGUAGAAGAUGUGAAUAAAAACACUGAAGGACCUUAUAUUAGGACACUGUCACCUGCCAAAUCACCCACUUCUUCAACUGGCUCCAUCGCCUCCAGCCGGAGAUACCCCUACCCCAUGCCUCCGCUUCCAGAUGAGGAGAGGAAAGCCAACAGACAGAGUGCCAGGCUGUGGGAAACGUCAAUAUAAAAUAACUCCUCGAAACUGGUCUGCAAAACUCCGUAAGGAUUUCUCUGCUUUUGUAUGAAUGAGAUAAUGAAAUAAGUAAUAAAGUAAGGAAUUCAAAUGGAGAAACAACGAAACAAUGAGUGAAUGUAAGAGUUGGGCAUGGUCUCCUCCGAUCUCCGAUAACAUUUGUGGCAUGGAGCUGUCUUACCUUGGAUGUGGAGAAGGGCGGUAUCAGUAUCCCAUUCCUGCUGUCAUUCACAAAAAGGACUCAGGAACACAAUUUCAUCACGAGACAUUCCCAGAAUGACAGCCGAUACAGAGACAACAGCAGCUACUCGUGCCCUUGUUAAACCACGCCCCCAAACACAUGCUGUCUUGUGAUUGGUGCCCUUGAUGCCCGGGUGCAAGAAGCUCAUGCAGGAGCAGGAAGUUAACUAUUGUUUUGAACGCACGCUGUCACUGUAGAACCUACUGCUGUAUGCAUGAGAAAACAUGUUUAUCGAUUCCUUGUAGUGUAACGAUGUACAAAUGUUUUAAGAUCUUUCACUCAAGGGUGCCGCAUGUAUUGAAGGACAGCUUCGUAGGCCGUUAAGAUUCAAUCCCAUGUCCACUUCACCAGAACAUCAUAUGCUCCCAUUCAUACAUUCAUAUCUUCUCAGAGAACUUUGUACAUAUGUCAUAUAAUUCAGAGUGAAAUGUGAGGGUGUAGUAUUUUUCGGUUUUUGAAGUUUGGUAGUGGAGAGCGUGGUGGAACUUUUUUUUGUUUUAAAGUGUCUGUCCUGUGAUCAUAUCCCUAAAUUCACAGACUUUGUUUCAAGACUAGUGCAAGCUACACAGAGGCACCAUUUCAUGAAUUAUGCGUCAGAUCGUAACAGCACAUCGCAAACAACGAUACACAUUUCUGCUUUAGAUUGAGUAAAGAUUUUCCAUUUUAAAGUCACGACUGAAGUGAA
This is a messenger RNA of Carassius carassius (crucian carp), 4115 nucleotides long. RefSeq names its product ADAM metallopeptidase domain 22 (gene adam22). Gene Ontology annotation, cellular component: postsynaptic density membrane. The record is from RefSeq and is a predicted model, not a curated record. The coding region runs from base 232 to 3183 and encodes 983 amino acids. Lineage: Eukaryota; Metazoa; Chordata; Actinopteri; Cypriniformes; Cyprinidae. The transcript has 32 exons. Gene Ontology annotation, biological process: proteolysis. Gene Ontology annotation, molecular function: metalloendopeptidase activity.